Molecule: messenger RNA, 2028 nt
Organism: Phycomyces blakesleeanus NRRL 1555(-)
Lineage: Eukaryota; Fungi; Mucoromycota; Mucoromycetes; Mucorales; Phycomycetaceae
Exons: 10
Coding region: 15-1787 (590 amino acids)
Biological process (GO): vesicle-mediated transport; intracellular protein transport; protein geranylgeranylation
Cellular component (GO): Rab-protein geranylgeranyltransferase complex; cytoplasm; cytosol
Molecular function (GO): GDP-dissociation inhibitor activity
Source: RefSeq, a predicted model, not a curated record
AGCUUUCUGUGACCAUGUCCAACGAAAAUCUUCAGUUGGAAGAAACUCAUUUCGACGUUAUCGUCUUAGGCACAGGUCUAGUAGAGUCUAUAACAGCUGGUUCACUUGCUCGCGCAGGCCAAAAAGUCCUCCAUCUCGACAGCAAUCCUUUUUAUGGAAGCAAUUGGAGUGUUUUUGGAUUUAGAGAACUUUUAGAAUGGAGUGAAUCCGCCCAGAAUAGUAAUGAAGACCCAAAUAUUCCAUCCCAUACAAAAUCUCCUGUUGAUGCAGAGACGUUUACUAUUGAAUACGAGAAAUCGUGUCGAGAAAACUUUAAAAAUGUCGAGUUUUGCUUAUAUGGAUCACGAGAUACUGAAUCCCCAGUUCUGUUCGACCAACAAUCUAAUACCACACAAGAAUUAUUGACUGUCGCCAUCGAAACACAGCUCGAGGACAUAUUAAAAAAAGCUAUAGCAAAAGAUAGAGAUAUAGUUAAGAGCUUUAUUAAAAAAGAGGCAAUAGAACUGGCUGGUGAAAAGCACCCUGUUGAUCUGUCACAAAGUAUUGCCAAGCUGCAUGUUCUUUAUAGUGCAUUGAGUGUCUCAAGAUCAUACAACCUGGAUAUGGCGCCCAAGCUGCUAUCAUGUCAGGGCGAGCUUAUUGAGACCUUGAUUCAUAGCGGUGUUGGCCGUUAUUUAGAAUUUAAGAGUGUGGAUGAUAUUUUUGUGUUUGACGAUAAGACUAAAGGACUGGAAAAGGUUCCAAGCUCCAAAGAAGACGUGUUUACGAACAAGGCUAUCAGCUUGAUUGACAAGCGAAAAUUAAUGAAAUUCUUAAUGUAUGCUGUCCAUUAUGAGGAUGACGAGACACUCCUUCAAGAGUCAAAGGAAAUUCCAUAUGUCCAGUUUUUAGAAAAGAACUUUAAAAUUACUGGAAAGCUCCAAACAGCUAUCAUUUAUGCUAUUGCCCUUUCCGAUAUUAACACUUUGGCAAAGGAUGGUCUUGAUCGCACAAAGUCAUUUAUGACAUCUAUCGGACGCUUUGGAAGAGGUGGAUACUUAUGUCCUUUGUAUGGAGGAGGAAGUGAAAUUGCUCAAGCAUUCUGCCGUGUAUGUGCUGUAUAUGGUGGUAUAUAUAUACUUAAUCAUCCGGUCGAAAAAUUCUGUACCGAAAAGGGCACGGGUGAAUGCAUAGGUGUAGUAACUGUGGAUGGACAAACAUUCCACUCCAAAACUAUGAUAGCUGGUGUGGAUUACCUUUCACCUAGAUGGCUUCCUCCAGCCUCUUCAUUAGAAACUUGGGUAGCUAGAGCUAUUCUGGUAACAGAAUCACCUUUGAAUAUUAAAUCUACCGAAGAAACCAAUGCCGGUCUUGGAUAUAGUUUAUUCCCAACCAACAGUGAAGCUGGAAACACAUAUGCACCUAUAUUUAUGCUUCAUCAAAACCAAGAAACAAUGACUUGUCCCAAUAACCAAUAUGUCACAUAUCUGUGGACUAAUUGUGGGAAACAACACACAAGCAAUAAUUCAUUACAGAAAGCAAUUAGUAUACUAUUGGAAAGAUCAUCUGAAUCAGAGGAAAUAUCUUUUGUCAAGCCUCUCUUUGCCGUAUAUUAUCAUCAGCGUGUGCGUAGUAUACAUACUGAAGGUUGGAACUUACCUACAAAUGUGAUUGGUUGUAGCACACCAAAUGGCUCCCUUGAUUUUGAAGAUGCUGCUACAGAAGCUCAUGCCAUCUUCCGUCGCUGUACUCCAGAAGGGACGGAGUUCUUACCCCCAAAUGAACAGGAUGUUGAAACUGAAGACUAAUCUUAAUGCUUUUAUCUUCAUUAUCUACAAAAAAAAAGCCUUUACUGAAAAUCUGAAAUAUUUACCAGAGACUGGGCGACAAUAUAUCGGUUUAUCUAUUUAUUUAUUUUUGUCUUGCUUUUAAUCAAGUAGAUCAUACACUAGUUACAUUUUUUUUAAAAAAAAGUAUAUGAUAUAUAUAAAUAUAAACUAUUAUGACAUGUUCCGCCUUGUAUGUCUAAUUAGUUUUGAAAUAGUAUAC